Emys orbicularis (European pond turtle) is the source of this 1857-nucleotide messenger RNA. It is a transcript of the gene RTKN2, whose product is annotated as rhotekin 2. Lineage: Eukaryota; Metazoa; Chordata; Testudines; Emydidae. The record is from RefSeq and is a predicted model, not a curated record. Gene Ontology annotation, biological process: signal transduction; positive regulation of cell population proliferation; hemopoiesis. The coding region runs from base 1 to 1857 and encodes 618 amino acids. The transcript has 12 exons.
AUGCAGCGCUGCCGGGGUCCCUGGGCCACCUGCCCGGAGCAGGAGGAGCCGGAAUGCAGCAUUCAAGAAAAGAUUGACUUUGAAAUCCGCAUGCGAGAGGGAAUCCGUAAACUGCUUGCAGUGAGCACCCAAAAAGACCAAGUGCUGCAUGCAGUUAAAAACCUGAUGGUUUGCAAUGCUCGCGUUCUUGCCUACAAGACAGAACUACAGAAACAAAAAGAGGAACCAGUCACGUACAGAAUAGGAGGAAGGUGUUCAGAUGUUCGGACUAAAGAGCGUGCAGCAUGUAGAGGAAAGGUUGCCAUAUCAGAUAUUCGCAUACCAUUAAUGUGGAAAGGCUCUGAUCACUUCAACAAUAAAGAAAGAUCACAGCGCUAUGCAAUUUUUUGCUUAUUCAAAAUGGGAGCUGAGGUUUUUGAUACAGACAUGGUUAUUGUGGAUAAAGCAAUAACUGAUAUCUGUUUUGAAAAUGUAACCAUAUUUGAUGAAGCGGGGCCAGACUUCCAAGUAAAGUUUGAAGUGUAUAGUUGCUGUACAGACCAAUCUCCAACUAUAACAAACACUCCUAAGAAGCUAGCCAAGAAGCUUAAGACAUCGAUUGGUAAAGCUACUGGAAAGAAAAUCAACUCUUUGCUAGAAGAAGACAACCCUGAAUCCUUUUCAUUCACUGACCCAAUCAUACCUGGUGCAAAAUACAGUUUGCUGGCACAUACCACUUUGGGGUUGGAGAGUGCUGAGGACAAUUUCAGGACCCACAACCUUACCAUUACAGGAAAUGAGGAGUCGUCGUUCUGGUUUCCCUUAUAUGGAAGCAUGUGUUGUCGUUUAGUUGCUCAGCCAUUCUGCAUGGCCAAGGAUGUGAUGUCAGGAUUUCUUAAUCAGCAGCAAAUGGUAGGAAGCCUGACUAACUGGAGGAGGCUGUACUGUGUACUAAGAGGUGGUAAACUCUUUUGUUAUUAUACACCCGAAGAAAUUGAAGCUAAAGUGGAGCCAGCUUUGACAGUUUCCAUCAACAAGGAAACCAGAAUCCGUGCUGUGGAUAAGGGCACCGAGAAAAGAAUUAAUAACUUUACUGUUAUCAACCCUGUGGAUGGAGAGGCUGUGACUCAACUUUUUGCAGCUGACAGCAGGGAAGAACUUCAUAAGUGGAUGGAAGCUUUCUGGCAGCAUUUCUAUGAUCUUAGCCAGUGGAAACAUUGUUGUGAAGAAUUUAUGAAAAUUGAGAUUAUGUCACCACGGAAACCACCUUUGUUCUUGACAAAAGAGGCAACCUCAGUCUACCAUGAUAUGAGUAUUGAUUCUCCAGUGAAACAUGAAGGUUUAACAGAUAUCAUACAAAGGAAAAUUGAGGAGACUGAUGGAGAGUUCCUGAUUGGCCAACAGAAGGAGUCUGUACCUUCUGUAUGGGCCCCAUUAUUUGAUGGUUCUCACCAGAUGCUUGUCCAGAAAAAUAUUGUGUUUCCAGAUGCAAAUAGUGAGAUAGUAAGUCCUAAUGAUGGCAAAGGAAAGAAAAGAAGAGCUCCACUUCCACCGUCUGAUAAGCUACCAUACAGCUCAAAAACUCAGAUGAGCACAGAUCAGUUGGACAAGGAAAACUUGUGGAAGAAGCCUGCCAUUGCACGUAGGACCUCUUCUUCUUUUGAUGCCAAAUUAUCUUCCAUGAUGCAUCAGUUGCAGAGGCCCAUUGCUGCUCCUCGCAAACUGGUUCCUUGCAGGAAAAGCAGCUCAAUUGACAGUGAAAAUCCUCUCUCUUCAGUUACUGAGACAGAAUCUGAAACCAAAUCAGUGCCAGCUCCUAGACAGAAAUCCAUCAAAAAAAUACUAGACCCUAGAUCAUGGUUGCAGUCACAGGUGUAA